Molecule: messenger RNA, 1068 nt
Organism: Pterocles gutturalis (yellow-throated sandgrouse)
Lineage: Eukaryota; Metazoa; Chordata; Aves; Pterocliformes; Pteroclidae
Product: myosin heavy chain, skeletal muscle, adult-like
Exons: 8
Cellular component (GO): myosin complex
Molecular function (GO): ATP binding; cytoskeletal motor activity
Source: RefSeq, a predicted model, not a curated record
ACCACCAACCCAUAUGACUAUCACUUCGUGAGUCAAGGUGAGGUCACUGUUCCAAGCAUUGAUGACCAGGAGGAGCUCAUGGCUACAGAUAGUGCCAUUGACAUCCUGGGCUUCACUCCUGAUGAAAAGACCGCCAUCUACAAGCUGACAGGGGCUGUCAUGCACUAUGGGAACUUGAAGUUCAAGCAGAAACAACGAGAGGAGCAGGCAGAGCCCGAUGGCACAGAAGUUGCUGACAAGGCUGCCUACCUGAUGGGCCUGAACUCAGCUGACCUGCUCAAAGCCCUGUGUUAUCCCCGAGUCAAGGUGGGGAAUGAAUAUGUGACCAAGGGUCAAACUGUGGAACAGGUGAACAAUGCAGUUGGUGCCCUGGCUAAAGCUGUCUAUGAGAAGAUGUUCUUGUGGAUGGUUAUUCGCAUCAACCAACAGCUGGAUACCAAGCAGCCCAGACAGUACUUCAUUGGUGUCCUGGACAUUGCUGGCUUUGAGAUCUUUGAUUUCAACAGCUUUGAGCAGCUGUGCAUCAACUUCACCAAUGAGAAACUGCAACAGUUCUUCAACCACCACAUGUUCGUGCUGGAGCAGGAGGAGUACAAGAAGGAAGGAAUUGAAUGGACAUUCAUUGACUUUGGGAUGGACCUGGCUGCCUGCAUUGAGCUCAUUGAGAAGCCCAUGGGCAUCUUCUCCAUCCUGGAAGAGGAGUGCAUGUUCCCCAAGGCAACUGACACCUCUUUCAAGAACAAGCUCUAUGACCAGCAUCUGGGCAAGUCCAGCAACUUCCAGAAGCCCAAACCUGCCAAAGGCAAGGCUGAGGCCCACUUCUCCCUGGUGCACUAUGCUGGCACAGUGGACUACAAUAUCACUGGCUGGCUGGAGAAGAACAAGGACCCCCUGAAUGAAACUGUCAUUGGGUUGUAUCAGAAAUCAUCUGUGAAGACACUGGCCUUACUCUUUGCCAACUAUGGUGGAGCAGAUGCAGAGGGUGGUGGUGGCAAAAAGGGUGGCAAGAAGAAGGGUUCUUCCUUCCAGACGGUCUCAGCUCUUUUCCGGGAAAAUUUAAACAAGCUG